UCCCAGCCAUCGUUUCAUUUUCAUUCUGCUUUGGUUUUAUAUCUUCUCUUCCCCUUGUUUAGACGCCAAGCUGCCCCUUUUUCCGCCGGAGUUUCAGAUGAGUUAAAAAGCCAACACGAGUUUUGUCCAAAGGAACGAUCUUGACACAUGUACUAAAAGCACAGACUUGUAAGCUCCCUUGAGAGGCGACUCUUCUUCCUGGCUGAUCUUCAUCAAUCUGAAAGCGAAGUUUGUUUUUGUGUGUGUUUCAAAAUGGCUGAUCUUCAAGAGAGGAUGUCACUCUCCUCAUCGUCUUUAUCCUCCUCAUCAUCCUCCUCCUCCUCCUCAUCAUCGUCCUCGUCGUCUCUGUCACUAUCAACAAUGCCAAUAGACGGAGAGUUCUGGAUGCUUGCAGAGGAAAGGGCUCAGGAGAUACUAAACGCCAUCCAACCUAUCUUUGCUUCAGACAGAAGCAGGAACGAGAUCAUCAAUUAUGUCCAGACCCUUAUUAAGGAUCGUCUUGGUAUUGAGGUCUUCUUAUUUGGAUCGGUGCCACUAAAAACAUAUCUCCCGGAUGGAGAUAUUGAUCUGACAGUCCUAACUCCUCAAGAUAAAGAGGAGGACUUGGCUAACACAUUGUGCAGAAUGCUCAGAUCUGAAAACAGAGAAUCUGAUUUCCAUGUAACUGAUGUUCAAUACAUCCAAGCACAGGUUAAGGUCAUAAAGUGCAGUAUCAGGAACAUUGCUGUAGACAUCUCUUUCAAUCAAAUGGCAGGACUCUGCGCUUUAUGUUUUCUAGAGCAGGUUGACCAGAUUUUUGGGAGAGACCAUCUGUUCAAGCGUAGCAUCAUUUUGAUCAAGGCUUGGUGCUACUACGAGAGCCGUAUACUCGGUGCCAACACUGGAUUGAUUUCGACGUAUGCAUUGGCUGUACUAGUCUUGCAUAUCAUCAACAUCUCUUAUUCAUCACUAUCUGGCCCUUUAGCGGUACUGUUUAAGUUCUUGGAUUACUAUGCAUCGUUUGAUUGGGACAGCUACUGUAUCACCGUCAAUGGUCCAGUACCAAUAUCUUCUCUACCGGAUCUGACUGAAACUAAGCAUCAUGAAGUUGUCUUGAACGAGAAGUUCUUCAGAGAAUGCAUUGAGUUAUACUCGGUUCCAACUAAACCUGUUGAAGCAAAUGGCCAUUACUUUCCUGUGAAGCAUUUCAACAUAGUGGAUCCUUUGAAACACAGUAACAACCUUGGCCGUAGUGUGACACAAGGCAAUUUGCAGCGUAUAAGACAUGCUUUCACUCUAGGAGCUCGUAAGCUCAAAGAUGUGCUCUCGGUACCUGGGGAAACCAUGGGCUGGAAACUGGAGAAGUUCUUCAGCAGCUCACUGGAGAGGAACGGUAAGGGACAGAGGCAAGACGUGGAGGAACCUGUCGUGGCGUUUGGCACUGGGAGAUCGGAAGCAUCUGAUCUCAGAGGAGAUUUUGAAGGGAACUCUAAAAGUCUUGUGUAUGGGAAAUGGUUCCAUGGAGAGGGUCAUCAGCAUAAGUGGAUCCCUCAGGGGCAAGACGCGAGUUCUUGGGACAUUGUUCGUUGGUUUGUCACCGGACAGAAGGAUGUUUUCUAUAGGAGGAAUCUGAAUGGUUCAUCAUCAUCAUCAGCCUCGUUGCAGAACAUGCGGAGAUCAAGAGGAACAGGCACUUACAUUCCUGAAAUGAGUCAGCAAUCUUAUACAGACAGGUUCAGUAACAAACCGAGCAAAGUGAAGAACUCACUGCCUUCAGCAUCUCAGUCUCAACUCGUCAAACAGCGUAUUUGAGUUGGUCUCUUAGGUUUGUCUCUCGCAUAUUUACAAACAGAAGACAAUGAGAGUUUUGUUUGCUAUGUUUCUAAAUGUGAAAAAAGUUUCAGAGGUUCAAAGCAUAUGUUUCCUUUUUAGGACUUUCCUUUAGGAUUUGUAAUUCAUUAUCUUUUGACCGUCUGGAGAUUAAUGGUUUAGUUUAGUAAA
Messenger RNA from Raphanus sativus (radish), 1980 nucleotides. Its product is annotated as poly(A) RNA polymerase cid12. Gene Ontology annotation, molecular function: nucleotidyltransferase activity. NCBI's taxonomy places the organism in Eukaryota, Viridiplantae, Streptophyta, Magnoliopsida, Brassicales, Brassicaceae. The record is from RefSeq and is a predicted model, not a curated record. The transcript has 10 exons. Bases 253 to 1791 code for a protein of 512 amino acids.